UUUCUCCGCGUCUAGUGUCUGAGGCUUCCGCGCCCGGGGCCCGGGAGAGGGUCAGAGGCUUCCGAGUGCAGACGAGAUCGCAGCGUGCGCCGUUGUCGGAAAUGGAAUCUAGUUUAUCAGACUACCGUAAUAAAGACAAUGAAGAAGAAAGUUUGCUUGCAAAUGUUGCUUCCUUAAGACAUGAACUGAAGAUAACAGAAUGGAAUUUGCAGAAUUUAGGGGAAGAGUUAUCCAGUGUUAGUCCAAGUGAAAAUUCCGAUUAUACUUCUAAUCCUUCAAGGUCUGAAAGGCUCAUUUUGGGAGAUCUUGUUCAUCCUAGCCUCCCUGGAGUUUUGAAUUACUCACCUUACAAAAAAGUUUGUAAAAUGUCUGGUAGCAGUACUGAUUUUCAAAAAAAGCCAAGAGAUAAGAUGUCUUUUUCAUCUUCUACCCCUGUGGAUCAGGAGAUUAAAAACCUUCGAGAGAAACUUAAUAAACUUAGGCAACAGAAUGCUUGUUUGAUUACACAGAAUCAUUCUUUAAUGACUAAAAUAGAAUCUAUCCACUUUCAAUUAACCCAGUCAAGAGCAAAAGUUUCUAUGCUUGAGUCUGCUCAACAGCAAGCAGCCAAUGUCCCAGUCUUAGAAGAACAGAUUAUAAAUUUGGAAGCGGAAGUUUCAGCCCAAGAUAAAGUUUUGAGAGAGGCAGAAGAUAAAUUAGAGCAGAGUCAGAAAAUGGUGAUUGAAAGGGAAAAGAGUUUGCAGGAGUCCAAGGAGGAAUGUAUAAAGUUGAAGGUGGACUUACUUGAACAAAGUAAACAAGGAAAAAGAGCUGAACGUCAAAGGAAUGAAGCACUAUAUAAUGCUGAAGAGCUGAGUAAAGCUUUCCAACAAUAUAAAGAAAAAGUAGCUGAAAAACUGGAAAAGGUUCAAGCUGAAGAAGAAAUAUUAGAGAAAAAUCUAAUUAACUGUGAAAAAGAAAAUAAAAGACUACAAGAAAAGUGUGGUCUAUAUAAAAGUGAAUUUGAAAUUCUGAAAGAGAAAUUAAGACAGUUAAAAGAAGAAAAUAACAAUGGAAAAGAAAAAUUAAGGAUCAUGGCAGUGAAAAAUUCGGAAGUCAUGGCACAAUUAACUGAAUCUAGACAAAGUGUUCUGAAGCUAGAAAGUGAGUUAGAAGACAAAGAUGAAAUACUUAGAGAAAGAUUUUCUCUAAUGAAUGAAAACCGAGAAUUAAAGUUCCGUGUUGCAACACAGAAUGAACGACUGGAUUUAUGUCAGCAAGAAAUUGAAAAUUCAAGGGUAGAACUGAGAAGUUUGGAAAAAAUUAUGUCCCAGUUGCCAUUAAAAAGAGAAAUAUUUGGUUUUAAAUCAUCUCUUUCUAAGCAUCAGAUGAGUAGUUUGUCAAACAAGGAAGACAAUUGCGUUUACUGCUGUGAGGCAAAUAAAUUGAUGAUUUCGGAAUUGAGGAUUAAGCUUGCAAUAAAAGAGGCAGAAAUUCAAAAGCUUCAUGCAAACCUGACUGCAAAUCAGUUAUCUCAGAGUCUUAUUGCUUGUACUGACAGCCAAGAAAGUGACAAAUUAAAUAAUUUAGAAGUAGAACCUGUAAAGCUCUGUGGUAAUCAAGUAGCAGAGAGUAUAAAAGAUCAAAGUCAACAUACUGUGAACAAGCAAUAUGAAAAAGAGAGGCAAAAACUUGCUACUGGAAUAGAAGAACUACGUACUAAGCUGAUGCAAAUAGAAGCUGAAAAUUCUGAUUUGAAGGUUAACAUGGCUCACAGAACUAGUCAGUUUCAGCUGAUUCAAGAGGAGCUGCUAGAAAAAGCUUCCAACUCCAGCAAACUAGAAAGUGAAAUGACAAAGAAAUGUUCUCAACUUUUAACUCUAGAAAAACAGCUGGAAGAAAAAAUAGUCGCUUAUUCCUCUAUUGCUGCAAAAAAUGCAGAACUGGAACAGGAGCUUAUGGAAAAGAAUGAAAAGAUAAGAAGUCUAGAAACCAAUAUCAAUACAGAGCAUGAGAAAAUUUGUUUAGCCUUUGAAAAAGCAAAGAAAAUUCAUCUUGAACAGCAUAAAGAAAUGGAAAAGCAGAUUGAAAGACUUGAAGCUGAACUAGAGAAAAAAGACCAACAAUUUAAAGAACAAGAAAAGACUAUGUCCAUGUUGCAACAAGAUAUAAUAUGUAAACAACAUCAUCUUGAAUCACUGGAUAGACUCUUGACGGAAAGCAAAAGGGAAAUGGAAAAGGAAAAUAUGAAGAAAGAUGAGGCUUUGAAAGCAUUACAGAACCAAGUAUCUGAAGAAACAAUCAAGGUCAGACAACUAGAUUCAGCAUUGGAAAUCUGUAAGGAAGAACUUGCCUUGCAUUUGAGUCAAUUGGAAGGAAAUAAGGAAAAGUUUGAAAAACAGCUAAAGAAGAAAUCUGAAGAGGUAUAUUGUUUACAGAAAGAGCUAAAGAUUAAAAACCACAGUUUUCAAGAGACCAGUGAGCAAAAUGUCAUUCUACAGCAUACUCUUCAGCAACAGCAGCAGAUGUUACAACAAGAGACAAUUAGAAAUGGAGAGCUAGAAGAUACUCAAACUAAACUUGAAAAACAGGUAUCAAAACUGGAACAAGAGCUUCAAAAACAAAGGGAAAGUUCAGCUGAAAAGUUGAGAAAAAUGGAGGAGAAAUGUGAAGCAGCCACACAUGAAGCAGACCUGAAAAGGCAAAAAGUUGUUGAGCUUAGUGGUACUGCCAGGCAAGUAAAACUUGAGAUGGAUCAGUACAAAGAAGAGCUGUCUAAAAUGGAAAAAGAAAUAAUGCACCUAAAACGAGAUGGAGAAAAUAAAGCAAUGCAUCUCUCUCAAUUAGAUAUGAUCUUAGAUCAAACAAGGACAGAACUAGAAAAAAAAACAAAUGCUGUGAAGGAGUUAGAAAAGUUACAGCACCACAAUGAAACUGAACUAACAGAAGCCUUACAGAAACGGGAAGCAUUAGAGACUGAACUACAAAAUGCUCAUGGAGAAUUAAAAAGUACUUUAAGACAACUUCAGGAAUUGAGAGAUGUGUUACAGAAGGCUCAGUUAUCAUUAGAGGAAAAAUACACUACUAUAAAGGAUCUCACAGCUGAACUUAGAGAAUGCAAGAUGGAUAUUGAAGACAAAAAGCAAGAACUCCUUGAAAUGGAUCAGGCACUUAAGGAGAGGAAUUGGGAGCUAAAGCAAAGAGCAGCUCAGGUUACACAUUUGGAUAUGACUAUUCGUGAGCACAGAGGAGAAAUGGAACAAAAAAUAAUUAAAUUAGAGGGUACUCUGGAGAAAUCAGAACUGGAGAUUAAAGAAUGUAACAAACAGAUAGAAAGUUUGAAUGAAAAAUUGCAAAAUGCCAAGGAACAGCUUCGAGAAAAAGAGUUUAUAGUGCUACAAAAUGAACAGGAGAUAAGUCAACUGAAGAAAGAAACUGAAAGAACACAACAAAGGAUGAAAGAAAUGGAAAGUGUUUUGAAAGAGCAGGAACAGUACAUUGCCACUCAGUACAAAGAGGCCAUAGAUUUGGGUCAAGAAUUGAGGGUGACCCAGGAGCAGAUGCAGAACUCUCGUACAGAGUUGGUGGAGGCUCAUCGUCAACAAGUUCAAGCACAGAGAGAAAUAGAAAGGCUCUCCAGUGAACUGGAGGAUAUAAAGCAACUCUCUAAAGAGAAAGAAGCUCGUGGAAACCAUUUAGCUGAAGAACUGGGGGCUUCUCAAGUACGUGAAGCUCAUUUAGAAGCAAGAAUGCAAGCAGAAAUCAAGAAAUUGUCUGCGGAAGUAGAUUCUCUCAAAGAAGCUUAUCACAUGGAGAUGAUUUCACAUCAAGAGAACCAUGCAAAGUGGAAGAUUUCUGCUGACUCUCAAAAGACUUCUGUUCAGCAACUAAAUGAACAGUUAGAGAAGGCAAAACUGGAAUUAGAAGAAGCUCAAGACACUGUAAGCAAUUUACAUCAACAAGUCCAAGACAGGAAUGAGGUAAUUGAAGCUGCAAACGAAGCAUUACUUAUUAAAGAAUCAGAAUUAACUAGAUUACAAGCCAAGUUUUCUGGACAUGAAAGGGCAGAAGACAUCAAGUUUCUACCAGCCUCAUUAGUACCUCCAACAGCAAUUCUGUCUGAUAGUCAAGAUCCAAAGUUUGUUGAACAUUCUCACACACCUUCUUUCAAAUGCAGAAAACUGCGUCGCUCUAUUAGUGCCAGUGACCUUAGUUUCAAAACUCAUGGUGAGGAAGAUCUUUCUGAAGAAUUACUACAGGACUUAAAGAAAAUGCAAUUGGGACAGUCUUCAACAUUAGAAGAAAGCCAUAAGGAUCUGACGUCUACCCAGUCAGAUUCGUUUAAACCUCUCACAUAUAACCUAGAAGAUGAUAGUUCUGAGUGUAAUGACUUUAGUACUCUUAGUGGAAUGUUAAGAUACAUAAACAAAGAAGUAAGACUAUUAAAAAAGUCUUCUAUGCAAACAGGUGCUGGUUUAACUCAGGGAGAAAAUAUGUGAUUAAAAGAAGACAUCAUGUGAUGAAAAAAUGGAAUUUUGGGGCUGGAAUUACUUGCAACCUAACUUCAACCAUGCAGAUGAGGGAAAUGCCAGAGGGUAUGGUGGAAAACACAGUAAAAGGAACCUGGGUGCCUACAUGACCUGGAGCACUCUCCUUGGACUAUUAC
This is a messenger RNA of Cynocephalus volans (Philippine flying lemur), 4645 nucleotides long. It is a transcript of the gene CCDC18, whose product is annotated as coiled-coil domain containing 18. The record is from RefSeq and is a predicted model, not a curated record. Bases 102 to 4478 code for a protein of 1458 amino acids. The transcript is spliced from 30 exons. NCBI's taxonomy places the organism in Eukaryota, Metazoa, Chordata, Mammalia, Dermoptera, Cynocephalidae.